CAUUGUUCUGCCCGCGCCGCCGCCCGCGCCGCCACAGCCCCGCGCCCCGCACGCCCCCGCCAUGUCCGACACGGCCGUGGACACCAGCGCCGAGAUCUGCGCCAAGGAUCUAAAAGAGAAGAAGGAAGUUGUUGAAGAAACAGAAAAUGGCAGAGAUGCGCCAGCCAACGGCAAUGCUAACGAGGAAAAUGGAGAGCAAGAGGCUGAUAACGAAGUAGAUGAAGAGGAAGAGGAAGGUGGUGAGGAAGAAGACGAGGAGGAAGAGGGUGAUGGGGAGGAAGAGGACGGUGAUGAAGACGACGAAGCUGAGGGAGCCACAGGGAAACGGGCAGCUGAGGAUGACGAGGACGACGACGUCGAUCCCAAGAAGCAGAAAACCGAUGAAGACGACUAGGCAGCAAAUUAUAAUUAUUUUUUUUUAAAUAAGGAGGAAAAACAAAACCAACAAAAAAGGCCAGCGCGUCCUCUUCACCCCUGGGACCCCCCCUUCCCUUUCUCCCGUCGCAGCCCUCCCCACACACAGCCCUUCCUCCCCCCUCGCCGUGGUCAUCCUCACCAAGUAGAGUGAACCCCAUCCCGGCCCCCCGGCGCGGCGCUGCCACUCAAUGAGCAUAGAAACGAUUCGCCCGAUCGCGGGGAGAAAAACCCCCCUUCCCACAGACCCCAUUUUUUCCCCCCCUCCCCGAGCACCAAAACUUCAAGGCCCUGCUUUCUUUCUUAAAAGUACUUUAAAGGAGAA
Molecule: messenger RNA, 739 nt
Organism: Lagopus leucura (white-tailed ptarmigan)
Lineage: Eukaryota; Metazoa; Chordata; Aves; Galliformes; Phasianidae
Gene: PTMA
Product: prothymosin alpha
Exons: 5
Coding region: 62-394 (110 amino acids)
Biological process (GO): positive regulation of transcription by RNA polymerase II; negative regulation of apoptotic process
Cellular component (GO): nucleus
Molecular function (GO): histone binding
Source: RefSeq, a predicted model, not a curated record